Molecule: messenger RNA, 1887 nt
Organism: Teleopsis dalmanni
Lineage: Eukaryota; Metazoa; Arthropoda; Insecta; Diptera; Diopsidae
Product: venom serine carboxypeptidase-like
Exons: 1
Coding region: 270-1763 (497 amino acids)
Biological process (GO): proteolysis
Molecular function (GO): serine-type carboxypeptidase activity
Source: RefSeq, a predicted model, not a curated record
AACAAAAUCAUUAUUCGUUGAGCCGGUGAUUUUCUUUGUUCAUUGUGCAAUUAUAUUCUAUCGUGUUACUUUGUCGUUUAAUAUAAUAUAUAUUAUAUAAAUAUUAAAUUUUAAAGAGGAAAUUUGUAUUUAAAUAUAUAAUUAAUAAGUAAUUUCAACAGACACUAUUAAAACGGCAAUAAAAAUAAAUUAUUGCUGCGUAAUUUUUUAUAAAUAUAUUGUGGAUAAAAUCAUAUAGUUUUUAAAACUUUUUAUUGUAUUUUAGCAGUAUGAAGUUCAUCAUUUGUUGGGCGUCGCGUCGUUCGCUUAUCACAAUUUUAUUUGUUUUAAGUAUUGCUUGCAGUUUGAAUAAUUUUGCUACCGCGGAAAAAAACGCCAAUCGUCGAAGUUUUAUAAAUCCUUAUCCAAGAUAUAAAUUAUAUAAUGAUGGCGAUGAUCCUGGAGAACCAUUGUUUUUGACACAAUAUAUUAAUACACUACCGCCUGAACAGAUUCGCAACAUGUCACAGGUAAAAGGCUCGCAAUUUCUUGGUGUAGAAAGUUACUCUGGCUACCUGACAGUUGACGUUAAAUUCAAUUCGAAUAUGUUUUUCUGGUAUUUUCCUGCUUUGGAGAGUCCGGCUUAUGCACCUGUUGUAUUAUGGUUACAAGGUGGACCAGGUGCUUCAUCAUUAUUUGGACUUUUUACGGAGAAUGGUCCUUUUGAUAUUGUAUCAAAUGGUCAUUUGAAAUUGCGGAAUUAUACUUGGUCACGUACACACAAUCUAAUUUUUAUAGAUAACCCUGUUGGUACCGGAUUUAGCUUUACAGACCAUGAAGAGGGUUAUGCAAAAAAUGAGAAAGAUGUUGGCCGUAACUUACAUGAAGCUGUUCAACAGCUCUAUGAAAUUUUUAAUUGGAAGACUACGAAUGGUUUUUGGGUUACAGGUGAAUCGUAUGCUGGCAAGUAUGUACCAGCAUUAGCAUAUCAUAUCAGUAAAGUACAAAACUCUAUUGAUACGCGCGUAUUUAUACCGUUAAAAGGAAUUGCAAUUGGUAAUGGUCUAUCUGACCCACAACAUCAAUUGAAGUAUGGCGAUUAUUUAUAUCAACUGGGUUUGAUUGAUGACAAUGGUUUGAGUCUAUUCCAUGAAUAUGAAUUGAAAGGUAUAAACUGCAUUAAAAGACAUGAUAUGAAUUGUGCUUUCGAUACAUUUGAUUAUCUUAUUAAUGGAGAUUUAACUAAUGGUUCACUUUUUAAAAAUCUUUCCGGUUUUGAUUUUUACUUUAAUUACCUUAAAACUAAAGACAAUGGUAUUGGUGAAGUUUUGGGAAAAUUUUUGCAAACUACUGCAACUCGACGUGCCAUUCAUGUUGGUAACAAAACGUUUCAUGAUACUGACGUAGUAAAUAAGGUUGAACUUCAUUUAAAAGAAGAUGUAAUGGAUACUGUUGCCCCUUGGAUAGCAGACCUUUUACAACACUACACAGUAUGCAUUUACAAUGGUCAAUUGGAUAUUAUUGUUGCUUAUCCCUUAACACGAAAUUACUUAAACCAACUAAAAUUUCCAGGUUCUGACAUAUAUAAAACUGCCAAACGAGAAAUUUGGAAAGUUGGUGGAGAAAUUGCUGGGUAUGCAAAACAUGCAGGCCAUCUUAUAGAAAUAAUGGUAAGAAAUGCUGGGCAUAUGGCACCAUCAGAUCAGCCAGAAUGGAUGUUUUAUUUAAUUGAUCAUUUGACGCAUUAUAAGAAAAGUGGAGAAAGUACUAAAACAUCAAAUUAAUUACUGUUAACUUUUAAUGUUUGACAAACCAUGGAUUAGAUUUAUAUAUAAAUAUUGCUUUUUUUUUUAAUUUAUUCGGUUAUUGUAUUUACUUAACAGGUUAACUAUAAAUAAAUUAUUUUUA